AUGUGCUCGACCACUCAGUUCGGUGUCGAGAUUUGCAAACUUCAGAACAUCGACGUCAACACCCAACCCUCAUGCCCGUCUGGCAGCGCGACAGCAUCUGGCAGCGCAACACCGUCUGGUAGCGCGGCCCCGUCUGGCAGCGCGACCCCUUCUGCCGGCAACUCCUCUGUCACACAAGUGUCUGGCACCGCCUCCAUGACCCCUUCAGGAAGCGCCUCCGCCACUUCAGCAUCAGCGGCUGGCAACACUGGAGCAGCGCCCAUCCAGACUGCAGGCGCGGGAGUCGGUCUUGGACUUGCCAUGGUCGGACUGCUCGCUGCUUUGUAG
This is a messenger RNA of Alternaria hordeiaustralica, 327 nucleotides long. RefSeq lists its product as uncharacterized. The record is from RefSeq and is a predicted model, not a curated record. The transcript has 2 exons. Lineage: Eukaryota; Fungi; Ascomycota; Dothideomycetes; Pleosporales; Pleosporaceae. Bases 1 to 327 code for a protein of 108 amino acids.